Neltuma alba is the source of this 836-nucleotide messenger RNA. RefSeq lists its product as uncharacterized. Lineage: Eukaryota; Viridiplantae; Streptophyta; Magnoliopsida; Fabales; Fabaceae. The transcript has 2 exons. The record is from RefSeq and is a predicted model, not a curated record. Bases 69 to 521 code for a protein of 150 amino acids.
UGCACUCAAAAGAAGACAUUGAAGCUAUAUGGUUGAGAAAGCAAGAGGCUAUUAUUAAAAGAGAACGCAUGAAGCAGUACUCUUUCUCACACCGGGAGAGAAAAUUUUGCCACAUGGGGGUUGAAUCUGUUCCCUAUAAGGAAUUUAGAGGAGAGAGCUGCCGUACACUAGGACAAUGGCUGCACAAAGAAAAAUGUAAUGGAGAUGUGAUUUAUGAAACAACAAUUCCUUCAAAUUUGAUCGCUAGGGAAUGGCAUGAUACAACACAAGUUGAAGAGAAGAAUGUGAAAAUAGGGGAACAUCUGCAAGAAGACGACUUGACUUCAGUCACUUCACAGCUUUCAUUCCCAAGGAAAUCAUUUUCUUUUCUGAAGAAAAGUUCAGUUGUAGAUGGCCGUUCCAUGCCAAAUUCUCCAAUUUUCCCAACACUCUUGGGUGUGACAGAAUCUGUGAGAGGAAAGGCAAGGUCUAUGAGCACUCCGAGACAAAGAACAGGAUUUAUGGACAGAUUCUCAGAGUGAAGGCGGAACUUUUAGGAGUUCUUGUCAUGACGCAACGACGAGAGCCGAUGAAGAAAAUGAAGUUUCUCAGCUGAGAUGUCAAAGUGUAAACCUCCACUAUUAUCGUUAGAAGUUGUUGAAACUGAUGCAUGUAAUUGCGAUGUAUCAGAAGAGUGAAGGACAAACUGGUUUGGUCUAUUUUAUGUUUGGACCUCGUCUCUUGUAUCCGAGACACGCUGCUGUAUCCUUGGUUUCACAUGCACAUCAAGUGCUCUUUGUGUGCCCAUUAUAAAUUACUGUAUUAAAUACUUUUUGGCCAGCGGCGAUAGACUUAAA